AUGGCGGAGGCGACUCAAGAAAGGGGGAACCCUACAGCCUUCGAGUUUCCGAAGAGCUACAACUUCCCACCGUUCUUCAGUCCGCAGCCGACGGCGUUGACGAGGCAAGCUCAACUCAAGAAGUGGUCAAUCCUGGUCCAGAGGUAUUGCAGGCACCACCGAAUAUUCAAGCUCACCGUCAUCGACGCUCUGGACACCCCGCUCUUCAACAAUUCUACCCUCAGAAAAAGACUGAGUCUCCAGGACGCCAAGGCCGUCAUCGACUUCAUGGUAAGCAAGGACGGUGAUGAACGAGCCGAAUGGCUGGGACUUGAGAAGUCUGAAGCGUGGAUCUGGUGGCGGAAACCAGAAGAAUGGGCCACUGUCAUUGCAGCCUGGGUCGAGGACACAGGCCAAAAGGGCACCGUGUUGACGCUGUAUGAACUUGUACAAGGAGAAACAACAGAAAGGCAGGAAUUUUACGGGCUAGACAUGGAAGUCCUUCGCAAAAGUCUCGCUACUUUGGUAAAGAAGGGGAAAGCUCAAGUUUUUGGCACAGAAGACCAGCAGGGCGUCAAAUUUUUCUGA
Molecule: messenger RNA, 567 nt
Organism: Exophiala spinifera
Lineage: Eukaryota; Fungi; Ascomycota; Eurotiomycetes; Chaetothyriales; Herpotrichiellaceae
Exons: 1
Coding region: 1-567 (188 amino acids)
Biological process (GO): protein transport to vacuole involved in ubiquitin-dependent protein catabolic process via the multivesicular body sorting pathway
Cellular component (GO): ESCRT II complex
Molecular function (GO): structural molecule activity; protein homodimerization activity
Source: RefSeq, a predicted model, not a curated record